AGAUCAUCGAUCGCCGAGCAAGCGCAGCAGCUGCCGCCGUCGUCGUCUCCUCCUCCUCGUCGGCGGCGAGAGCGAGUGGUAGUGUCGUAGAAGUAGAGGUAGAGCUAGCUUGGAGGCCAUGGGGUCGGUGCCGGAGGAGGUGGUGUUCCGGUCGAAGCUGCCGGACAUCGAGAUCGACGGCGAGCGGACGCUGCAGGAGUACUGCUUCGAGAAGAUGGGGGAGGUCGGGUCGCGGCCGUGCCUGAUCGACGGGCAGAGCGGGGAGUCGUACACGUACGCGGAGGUGGAGGCGCUGACGAGGCGGGCGGCAGCGGGGCUGCGGGGGAUCGGGGUGGGUAAGGGGGACGUGGUGAUGAACCUCCUCCGGAACUGCCCCGAGUUCGCGUUCUGCUUCCUCGGCGCGGCGAGGCUCGGGGCGGCGACGACGACGGCGAACCCGUUCUACACGCCGCACGAGAUCCACCGCCAGGCGGAGGCCGCGGGCGCCAAGGUGAUCGUCACCGAGGCCUGCGCCGUCGAGAAGGUGCGGGAGUUCGCCGCCGGGAAAGGCCUGCCCGUGGUCACCGUCGACGGCCCCGCCGAAGGCUGCGUGGAGUUCCGCGAGUUGAUCGCCGCGGAGGACGAGCUCGAGGCCGACGCCGACGUCCACCCCGACGACGUCGUCGCCCUCCCCUACUCCUCCGGCACCACCGGCCUCCCCAAGGGCGUCAUGCUCACCCACCGCAGCCUCAUCACCAGCGUCGCGCAGCAGGUGGACGGAGAGAACCCUAACCUAUACUUCAGCAAGGACGACGUGCUGUUGUGCUUGCUCCCGCUGUUCCACAUCUACUCGCUCAACUCCGUGCUCCUCGCUGGCUUGCGUGCCGGGUCGACGAUUGUGAUCAUGCGCAAAUUUGAUCUGGGCACACUUGUUGACCUGGUGCGCACGCACAACAUCACUAUCGCCCCGUUCGUUCCCCCUAUCGUGGUGGAGAUCGCCAAGAGCCCCCGCGUCACCGCCGAGGACCUCGCCUCUAUCCGCAUGGUCAUGUCCGGCGCCGCGCCCAUGGGCAAGGACCUCCAGGAUGCCUUCAUGGCUAAGAUCCCCAACGCCGUCCUUGGACAGGGUUAUGGUAUGACCGAGGCCGGGCCGGUGUUGGCAAUGUGCCUGGCGUUCGCCAAGGAGCCCUUCAAGGUGAAGUCCGGGUCGUGCGGCACGGUGGUGCGCAACGCGGAGCUGAAGAUCGUCGACCCCGACACCGGCGCCUCCCUCGGCCGGAACCAGUCCGGCGAGAUCUGCAUCCGCGGGGAGCAGAUCAUGAAAGGGUAUCUGAAUGACCCGGAGGCAACCAAGAACACCAUCGAUCAGGACGGGUGGCUGCACACCGGUGACAUCGGCUUCGUCGACGACGACGACGAGAUCUUCAUCGUGGACAGGCUCAAGGAGAUCAUCAAGUACAAGGGGUUCCAGGUGCCACCGGCCGAGCUGGAGGCGCUGCUCAUCACUCACCCGGAGAUCAAGGACGCCGCCGUCGUCUCGAUGAAGGAUGAUCUUGCCGGUGAAGUGCCGGUCGCCUUCAUUGUCCGGACAGAAGGCUCAGAAAUCACCGAGGAUGAGAUCAAGAAAUUCGUUGCAAAAGAGGUGGUGUUCUACAAGAGGAUCAACAAGGUGUUCUUCACCGACUCGAUCCCCAAGAACCCUUCCGGCAAGAUCCUCAGGAAGGACUUGAGAGCCAGGCUCGCCGCCGGCAUCCCCGACGCCGCCACCGCCACCGCCGGCGACGCCGCUGCACCCAAGAGCAGCUAAAGAAGCCGCCGUUUUUCUCUAUUUUCUCGAUGAAAAAAAAAUAUGCAGAGAUAUGAUAUUGCUGUGCAUGUAAAAUGGCGACAGAAAUGGAGCAGCAAGCACGCAGUGAAUUUGAUCCGGAAGUUUAUAGUUUGUUUUCUUGGUUGGUUGAUGCUGCAGCAGCUUGUACAAUGUUCAUAAAAACGGUAUCAAUAUUAUUAUACAUAGAUGAUGUAUUGUUUUUUGACCAUAAGAACAAGGCUGAUUACAAAUAAUAUACAGUGUAUUAAUUA
Molecule: messenger RNA, 2058 nt
Organism: Oryza brachyantha (malo sina)
Lineage: Eukaryota; Viridiplantae; Streptophyta; Magnoliopsida; Poales; Poaceae
Product: probable 4-coumarate--CoA ligase 3
Exons: 6
Coding region: 119-1786 (555 amino acids)
Molecular function (GO): CoA-ligase activity
Source: RefSeq, a predicted model, not a curated record